UUCUCUUUAAGUUUUUUCUCAGAGUGAAGUAGAUGCAUCUCUCUCUCUUCACCGUAAUUUUUUCUCCCAUUAUUGUUUAACAAAGCAAUCAAAUUGGAUUGGACUCAGCCAUUUGUAAUGCAUCCGAAGUCAAACUCCUAACUGUUUGUAUGGUAUUUGGUCUACUGGUGUGAACAUUUGCUUGAGUUUGAGAAACCCAUACUCGAAAGUGUUAUUAGACCCAACCUCAAACCUUCUGUAUCGUAAGGUAUUUCCAAACCCAAAAUUCGACCUGAAAGAACUAAACUUGGUGGGUUCUAAAUGAAAAAAUCUGCUCGAUUAGGCUGCAAAUUAUCUUCACAUAAAGGGCCUGUUGGAUAUGACGUGGAGAAGGCAGCUAGCAUGAUUUGGGGGAGGACUCCGGAGCAGAUAGAUUGAGGAGGUUUUCAAUAUCAAGAACUUCCAGUGAGUUUUAAUCUAAGAGGGUAUAUUUGAGCAGCUUCUCUCAUUUCUCAUGGAUGAAGCUGAGGUGAAGUCGAAGAAGGGGCCUGGCAGGCUUUGCUCCAUCUGCAAUCAGAGGAGGCCUGCCCUCAAACGACCUAAAACUCUGGAACAGAUAUGCAAGGAAUGUUUCUACGCUGUCUUUGAGGAGGAGAUCCACCGGGUUAUUGUGGACAACCAACUUUUCAAGCCUGGAGAACGUAUUGCCAUCGGAGCUUCUGGCGGUAAAGAUUCCACUGUUCUUGCUUAUGUGUUGACAGAAUUGAAUCGUCGGCACAAUUAUGGACUGGAUCUCUUCCUGUUAUCCGUGGAUGAAGGGAUUACAGGGUACAGGGAUGACUCACUGGAGACUGUUAAAAGAAAUGAAGUUCAGUAUGGCCUACCACUGAAAGUUGUCUCAUACAAGGAUCUGUAUGGAUGGACGAUGGACGAAAUAGUGAAGAUGAUAGGCUUAAAAAACAAUUGUACAUUUUGUGGGGUCUUUCGUCGUCAGGCCCUUGAUCGAGGUGCUGCACUGCUAAAAGUGGACAAGGUGGCUACUGGGCAUAAUGCUGAUGAUAUUGCUGAAACCAUUCUCUUAAACAUUUUACGAGGAGAUAUUGCAAGAUUGAGUAGAUGCACUUCAAUAACCACUGGUGAAGAUGGGCCAAUUCCAAGAUGCAAGCCUUUCAAGUAUACCUAUGAGAAGGAGAUCGUUAUGUAUGCAUAUUUCAAAAGGCUGGACUACUUCUCAACUGAAUGCAUUUAUUCCCCUAAUGCUUACCGUGGGUUUGCUCGAGAAUUUAUCAAGGAUUUAGAAAGAAUAAGACCGAGAGCUAUACUUGAUAUCAUCAAAUCAGGUGAAAAUUUUAGGAUUUCAACUACAACUAAAAUGCCAGAGCAGGGAACAUGUGAACGCUGUGGUUAUAUUUCCAGCCAGAAAUGGUGUAAAGCAUGUGUUUUGUUGGAGGGACUGAAUCGAGGUUUGCCAAAGCUAGGAAUUGGGCGUACCCGAGGGCUUAAUGGGCAUUUAGGCGUUGAAGAAACAACAAAAAUGAGCGUGCGGAGCAAACAAUGUGGAACAUUGGACUUCUAGGCUGUGUUGGUAUAUUCAUUUACAUAAUAGAUUCUGGGUCCAUGACAUAUUUUGAAACCCAGUCUUCUCUCUUCCAGAAUGCAUUCUAGAUCCAAAACCUAUUCUGAGAAUGUGUGCCAAACGCAGCCCUAAUGUUGGAUGUACGAGAUUCGAGAAAGUUCUGUGUCAUGCCCUCAUUCUCAAUGUGUCAUCUGAAGGAGUGUCAGUGGAGAUCAUUUAUAUUAUUUUCGUAAUUAAGAGGAAAUUUUAUACAUUCCUCUCCAGAAAAUUUAAGGUUUAUCUUGUAUACGUGCUUGUGUAUUUUAUUUUAUAACUUAUAUUUCAGGAGUUAAGGAAGCACAAAUGAUAUCAAAAGAAAAAUGUACAUGCCUAUUAUCAUGUUGAUCAAAACAUUAUGUCAAACGUAUCAGAAAAUAAAACCUUAUACGUGGAA
This is a messenger RNA of Macadamia integrifolia, 1988 nucleotides long. Its product is annotated as cytoplasmic tRNA 2-thiolation protein 1. The record is from RefSeq and is a predicted model, not a curated record. The transcript has 11 exons. The coding region runs from base 494 to 1555 and encodes 353 amino acids. Gene Ontology annotation, molecular function: tRNA binding. NCBI's taxonomy places the organism in Eukaryota, Viridiplantae, Streptophyta, Magnoliopsida, Proteales, Proteaceae. Gene Ontology annotation, cellular component: mitochondrion; cytosolic tRNA wobble base thiouridylase complex. Gene Ontology annotation, biological process: tRNA wobble position uridine thiolation.